Molecule: messenger RNA, 1851 nt
Organism: Drosophila sechellia
Lineage: Eukaryota; Metazoa; Arthropoda; Insecta; Diptera; Drosophilidae
Product: C-type lectin 37Da
Exons: 2
Coding region: 578-1132 (184 amino acids)
Source: RefSeq, a predicted model, not a curated record
UUUUAUUUGGUACAGAGUUUAAAGUUACUAAUAUUUUAAUAUUUUUUUAAUCUGGUCGUUUUGACGAAAUGUACAUAUACAUACAUACACCGCCGAAAAGAUGUCUCUGAAAUAUUUUGUUCAAUUUUUUGCCUGUAGGUAUGCUAGACUAUAAAGGAACAGCAAUUUGUUCUGUGAUUCUGGAAUGCUAACAAUUAAGCAAUAGUCUGGUAUUUUUAUAAAAGAAAAUAUUUCGAUUCUUGAUUAAGUGACACGGUUUCAAAAGUCACAAUUCUGUAUGCCUUAUUGCGACUUUUCAAACUUCUUUAAAAGGGAGUCGAUCAGAUAUCCCAAAUUUGAUAAAUGUUACCUUUAUUUAUGGCGACCCUUUUAUCUAAUGACACUUAUUGGCAAAUUUUAUCUGUUAGGUGAAAUUGCUUUGAGUUCAACUCUGGUAUGGAACUUCUAAUUUUGGCAUUGCAAUUAGGUCGUAAUUACUAAAUACCGUAAUUAAUUACUACCUUACCAUAUUGUUUCUGAUAAAGAAGGAGCGUAUAUAUAAGCGGGGAUUUUGCCUGUGAAAUCAUUUUGCUCCAGCAUGCAGAAGAUCUUCGUCAAUUUAAUUUUGUUUCUGACUUAUUUGAGCCUUGGGAGGGCCAAAGAGAAGUACACAACAUUUGUGAUUUCUGGAAACCCACAUAACUUGGCUGUUAACUCGACCCCCUUUAUAAGGAUUGAUGACGGCUACUACAACUUCCGACAGGACAAAGUAAAUUGGUACGUCGCCUAUGAGAACUGUCGCAAGUUGGGAUCCGAACUGGUGACCUUCGAAACGGCCGAAGAGUUCGACGCUGUGACUGGCUACCUAAAAAACAAGGGAGAGCGCUCGGAGCAUUGGACGUCUGGAAAUGAUCUGGGGAAACAGGGAACCCACAAUUGGUUUGCCGAUGCCACGCCUAUAAACAUCAAUCGCUGGGCACCCAAACAACCCGACAAUGCAGGAGGAAAUGAGCAUUGUAUACACUUGGGAUACAUUUACGGAGACUCAAAGGAUAUUCAGCUGAAUGAUCGACCCUGUAACAACGUCAAAAGCCUAUUUAAAUAUGUUUGUGAGGCGAAACAGGAAACUGUUUCCAUUGUCGUGUGGAAGUAGACCAAAUGAAAGCAUCUAAUAAAUUUAUUUUACGUCAGUUGGAUAGAGAGAUGAUUUGUGGAAUUUUGACUCUUCAACUUUUAUUUGAUUUAAAUUGUUCACUUUAAUGAUUGUGAGCAGAAAUGGUCCUCCUUUUUGAGAAAAACACCGAUCUUAACGAUAUCGAUUCCAGACCAAACUUACUUGAAUAAUGGAAUCCCUUUAUAAGCUACUCAAAUAAAAAUUGUAAUAGGGAAAUGAACGCGCAGUGAAUCCAACGCAGAUAUCUUCAAAAGUGAACACAAAGUUGAUAUUUGAAUAUACAUUUUAUUUUUCAGAAAAGUUGUUCAUUUUUGUAAUGACUUUACAUUUACAUAUAGGAUAUAUUUAUAUAUAUUCUCUUGCGUUCUGCUCAUGUGUUUUUGUUCUUAUUGAGUUUGCUUUUGUUGGAAUGCAAUAUAAUAGGUACGAUACAAGUUGCACACAUGAAUUAAUCCGUUAUCUGUUAUAUAAUGUGUUUAGAAUAACCAAAGAACAACGAAUGCAUUCCAUUCAAACCAAACAACCAAGGCGAACUUUCGAACUCUCGAAUUAGUUUUAACAUUUACUCUGUUCACUAUCCUUGCAAAUAUGCUUAGUACUUGGCCGCGACCUGAAUACAGCUAGCCGAUAUCAUCGAGACACACUAGAUUCGCUUUCCAAAAAUAUAUAUAUAUACUAUAUAUGUAUGCAUUUAGGUA